This is a messenger RNA of Arachis ipaensis, 1775 nucleotides long. RefSeq lists its product as uncharacterized. The record is from RefSeq and is a predicted model, not a curated record. Gene Ontology annotation, molecular function: GTP binding; GTPase activity. NCBI's taxonomy places the organism in Eukaryota, Viridiplantae, Streptophyta, Magnoliopsida, Fabales, Fabaceae.
UAAACCUUAGCUGCUUUACGGGUUCAUUUUCUUCUUACUCUCACGGUCUCACCCAUCUCUGCCAGAGUGAGAGCAGCGAAAUUCGAAGCUUCGAGCUCAAAAAAAUGGAAUCGCCAAUUGCCUCUCUGGAGAACCGACCCGCCAUCUUCGUCAUUGGAUCCUCCAACGUCGGCAAACGAACCAUCCUUUCACGGUUGCUCUCUGUUGAUAGUGAAGAUGCUUUUGAUUCAGCUUCUGAAGUAAAUGUACAUGGAUGGACUAUCAACACUAAGUACUAUACUGCUGAUGUUUCUGUGUGGAUGGCUCAUCUUCGUGAUGAUUUUUCUGUCCGGAACCUGCCCGUGUUUCAACAGGCAGCAGCACUGGUGAUGGUUUUUGACAUGAAUAAUCCAUCUUCUCUAACUGCUCUCCAAGAUUGGGUAUCUGGCACUGAUAUUCAAAACUUUGAGAUAUUAUUAUGCAUUGGAAACAAAGUGGACCUCCUUCCAGGUCAUCCAGUUCAUGCUGAAUACAGAAGACGGUUACUGAAACUUGAAGACUCUGCUAUUGAUCCUUAUUCGGAGCUCCCUGAGUAUGGAAUAUCUGAAUCUGAAGGAACUAGUUUACUGGGAGAUGAAGAACCAUCAUGGGAUAUCAGAAGGUCCUGCUUAGAAUGGUGCACCGAACACAAUAUUGAAUUCAUUGAGGCUUGUGCUUCUAAUGCUGAUUUUGACAAAUGUUUGUCUAUAGAUGGUGAUUUACAAGGAGUUGAACGUCUCUAUGGUGCUCUUUCUGCUCAUAUGUGGCCUGGAAUGGUAUUGAAAUCUGGUGAUAGGAUAAGUCAACCAUCAUUUCCUACAAAAGAGGAGUUAUCAUCAGAAGAAUCUGAUUAUGAACAAGAAUAUGAAGUUCUGUCGGCUGGUUCAGCUGAUCCUUGGGAUGGAAUUGAACAAGCAUGGGUAUCCGCGACUUCUUUGGAAGCUGGGGGAUUGGUUCCUCAAAACAAUACAAAUACAGAUUGUGAAUACAAGAAUGAAAUUAAAUCUGAUAAAGAUGUCCCACCCACAACAUCAAGUACUGGGUCUGAAGGCGAGGAUAACAAGAACUUCUCACACAGCAUCAUGCAUUCUGAAGAUGAGGAUAAAUGUCUUGAGUUAGACGAUUUGGAACAGUUGAUGUCCGAGAUUGGGAACAUGCGUGCAGGUUUAAGGUUGAUGCCUGAUUUCCAAAGGAGAGACAUGGCUGCGAAGCUUGCUAUGAAAAUGGCUUCCUUAUUUGGGGGUGAGAGUGAUGAAGAGGAAACUUAGUUCAUAUUAGAUGUUGACUCUACAUAAUUCAGUUAUAAGUUUAACAGAACCAUCAAUGCAUGUCUUUCAUGGUACUUAUUUUGAGCAUUACUCGGAAGAUAUGCUACCUCUCAAACCUCUUCCACAAGGAUUGGGUCCUUCUUCAUGCUACUCUUGGUAGCUCCUGCACAUGGUUAAAAUAUUAUGAUGUGGCCAUGUUCAUGGUACUUAACAUGAAUAUAGUGUUGUGUGGAUAGCUUGAGCACAUUCUGCAGUUCUGUAAGCUGAAUAGUUGAUUGAAAAAUACUCACUAGUCAAAAUGCUUUGGUGAUUAGUUGUUUUUCAAAAACUAGAUGAGUUUCUUUACCUCUCUUUAUGACUUUCUUUUUUUAACAUAUGAACUGUGCUGCAUAGAUUACCUCAUUUCUUUCAGAAACAAUUGUCACAUAGAUGGCAGCAUAUUUUAGUGGUUGGAAGAAGUUAUGGUGGUUAAAAAGAAAAAAUUGCUCC